This is a messenger RNA of Phytomonas sp. Hart1, 2814 nucleotides long. Lineage: Eukaryota; Euglenozoa; Kinetoplastea; Trypanosomatida; Trypanosomatidae. The record is from the annotation of a GenBank genome assembly.
AUGUUUAAGGAAGAACUUCCCGUGCAGAAACCACAGCGCCGGCAGUCUGUUUUAUCCAAGGCUAUUAGCGAGCACAAUGAAGAUGCGGAUGAACCUGUUGUUGAUUUACUCCCACCAUCGAAAGGUUUAACAACUGCGGAGGCCGAAAAUCUACUUCAGCAGUACGGCCGCAAUGAAUUGGUGGAAAAGAAAACGCCGAGCUGGUUGAUUUAUGUGCGUGGGUUGUGGGGUCCGAUGCCGAUUGCAUUAUGGAUUGCGAUUAUUAUUGAAUUUGCACUUGAGAAUUGGCCCGAUGGUGCUAUUUUAUUGGGUAUUCAGAUUGCAAACGCGACGAUCGGUUGGUACGAGACCAUCAAAGCUGGUGAUGCGGUGGCUGCACUAAAAAAUUCGUUGAAGCCCAUGGCAACGGUGAAACGUGAUGGUAAAUGGCAACAGAUCGACGCCGCGGUGAUCGUACCCGGUGACCUCGUGAAGCUGGCAUCUGGCUCCGCGGUUCCAGCCGACUGCAGUAUUAAUGAAGGCAUCAUCGACGUGGACGAGUCCGCACUGACCGGUGAGUCUCUACCCGUGUCGAUGGGCCCAGAACACAUGCCGAAGAUGGGGUCGAACGUUGUGCGCGGCGAAGUGGAGGGUACCAUCCAGCUCACAGGCGCUAAUACAUUCUUUGGUAAGACCGCAGCGCUGUUGCAGGCUGUUGGGACGGACAUUGGUCAUAUUCAUAUUAUCCUAACUCGUGUCAUGUUCGUGUUAUGUGCUAUCUCGUUCGUGCUAUGCUUGAGUUGCUUCAUUUACCUUUUGGCCCAUUUCCACGAGAGCUUCCGAAAUGCAAUUCAGUUUUCCGUGGUGGUUCUUGUGGUGUCGAUCCCGAUUGCACUGGAGAUCGUUGUAACAACGACGCUUGCCGUUGGCUCGAAGCACUUGUCAAAGCACAAAAUCAUUGUAACAAGGCUGUCUGCGAUCGAGAUGAUGUCUGGUGUGAAUAUGCUUUGCUCGGACAAGACUGGAACGUUGACACUGAAUAAAAUGGAGAUUCAAGAACAGUGCUUUACGUUUGAUGGCAAAAGCGAUCGAGGGGCACUGCUUAUCCUGUCUGCACUUGCUGCGAAGUGGCGCGAACCACCGCGCGAUGCGCUAGACACGAUGGUUCUCAAUGCAGCAGACCUGGACGAAUGCGAUAACUAUGAACAAAUGGACUUCACUCCAUUUGAUCCAACGACGAAGCGUACAGCCGCAACCCUCAAGGACAAACGCACAGGGACAGUAUUCAGCGUGACAAAAGGCGCCCCACACGUGAUUCUACAGAUGGUGCACAACCAGGAUGAGAUCAACGAUGAGGUGGUAGAUAUUAUCGAUACCUUGGCGUCACGUGGUGUUCGAUGCUUGUCGAUUGCAAAGACUGAUUCGAAGGGGCGGUGGAUCAUGAUUGGCAUUCUGACGUUCUUGGAUCCGCCACGCCCGGACACAAAGGAUACGAUUCGUCGCAGCAAGCAAUACGGUGUGGAUGUAAAAAUGAUCACGGGUGACCACCUUUUGAUUGCAAAGGAGAUGUGCCGCAUGCUGAAUCUUGAUCCAAACAUUCUGACCGCGGAGAAGCUUCCUAAGUUAAAGGACGCUACAGACUUGCCGCCCGAUAUUGGUGAGAAGUACGGUGAAUUAAUGUUAACCGUGGGUGGGUUCGCGCAAGUGUACCCUGAACACAAGUUCAUGAUUGUUGAGGCGCUGCGUCAGUGCGGUUACACAUGCGCGAUGACAGGUGACGGUGUGAACGAUGCACCAGCGUUGAAGCGUGCGGAUGUGGGCAUUGCUGUGCACGGUUCGACGGAUGCAGCGCGUGCAGCUGCGGAUAUGGUGUUGACUGAGCCUGGCCUGAGCGUCGUCGUGGAGGCGAUGCUGGUGUCGCGCGAGGUGUUCCAGCGUAUGCUAUCGUUCCUAACAUAUCGUAUUUCUGCGACACUGCAGCUUGUGUGGUUUUUCUUUAUUGCAUGCUUCAGCUUGAGGCCGAUCGACUACGGUAGUAAGGAUCCCGAAUUCCAAUUUUUCCACCUCCCUGUGUUAAUGUUCAUGCUGAUUACCCUGCUGAACGACGGCUGCCUGAUGACCAUCGGGUAUGAUCACGUUAAACCAUCUGAAAGACCACAAAAGUGGAAUCUGAGCGUGGUGUUUGUAAGUGCUACAAUUCUGGCUAUAGUGGCAUGUGUCUCAUCGCUCCUGUUGUUAUGGAUUGCUCUUGAAGGUUACUCCGAAUCGCACUACCCCAAUUCUUGGUUCAAGCACCUUGGCUUCUCAAUACUACCACAAGGCAAAGUGGUGACAAUGCUUUACCUGAAAAUUUCAAUCUCUGACUUCCUGACGUUGUUCUCGUCACGAACUGGCGGCGAUUUCUUCUUCACGAUGAAGCCAGGGAUUGUCCUGUUUUGUGCAGCAAUCAUAUCGUUGUCAGUGUCAACGCUUGCGGCAUCCUUUUGGGAAAAGUCGUAUCCGGACCACUUACUAACGGAGGGACUUGCUUGGGGCGACAAGAGCAGUGAUAGACUGUUGCCUUUGUGGGUGUGGAUCUAUUGUGUUGUGUGGUGGUUAAUCCAAGAUGUCGUGAAGGUGCUUUCGCACAUCCUAAUGGAUGCGGUUGACCUGUUCGGCUGUGUUUCCAAUGCAACUGGUGGAGGCCCCAUCAAGCCUUACGCCAGUGACGACCAGGAAAUUGAUCACACGAUGCCUCAGGGGAAGACCAAGGGAAACGAAAGCAAUCCCAACUCUUCUGAACCUACCCACCAGACCAAGGAAGAGAAAAAUAGGUCUCUCAAGCGCGCUGUUUAA